Molecule: messenger RNA, 2126 nt
Organism: Ruditapes philippinarum (Manila clam)
Lineage: Eukaryota; Metazoa; Mollusca; Bivalvia; Venerida; Veneridae
Product: DEP domain-containing mTOR-interacting protein-like
Exons: 9
Coding region: 271-1596 (441 amino acids)
Biological process (GO): intracellular signal transduction
Molecular function (GO): protein binding
Source: RefSeq, a predicted model, not a curated record
GGUGUUUCAUUUUCUUUGUAACCGUAGAUGUGGAAGGAUAACUAUAUUUUUUCUAGCGUUCAUAUUUUAAUGUGAUUAACAUUAAAUUCAGAAAAUAUACAAACUUUUAUGUGCGGUAGACUGUACUUAUUAAGAUAUUGUUCCAUUAUAGCUGGUAAUUUGAUGUGCGUUUUCUUGUUCUAAAUUCUGGACUAAUAAUGCAUGCGAGUCACUGUCAUUUAAGUUAGUGUUUUAGAAUAACAUUAUAUAUUUCUGGAGAGUACUAGUAAUAUGCCCUCUUGGGAUCGACUAAAUUUUCGAUUUAUUGACGUCAUAAAGAAGUUUACUGGUGAAUUUGAAAAGGAAGUGGAGAUGUCAGAUUUUGUUGGAAAUAUUGAGCAACUGGAGCAUAUGGAGGUGGUGCUGAUUGGCGAGAGGCUUAGGGAAGCACUGCAAGAUGCCAAUCUCAUAAAGAACCGGAAGUACCAUCUACGCACGUACCGGUCAUGCAUUGUGGGUAAAGAGCUGGUGGGCUGGUUAGUUAGAAAUAAACAUUGUGCUACUAGAGAAGCCGCGAUAGACGGGUUGAAGGUUUUACAGCAACAUUCGUUAAUCCACCAUGUUUGCGAUGAUCACGAAAUUAAAGACGAGCUUCUAUUUUACCGUUUCCGGCGUGAUGACGACACAUACAUGAAGGACAAAGAUCUGUCUCUGUUCUACAGAGCCCUUGAACUUUAUAACGGAUUAUCAACUAGAAGUGUAAACAUCAUUCGAAGUUAUCAACAAGAUGGUGAAUUAUACAGGAACGCGUUUCAGGGCUCCGAGUUCGUUGACUAUCUGUUGGGAGAGGGUACGGUGUACAGUCGGGAGGAGGCUGUUAUACUGGGUCGCAGACUACUAGAAAAUGACACUAUCAGACAUGUAACAGAUGAUUUCCAUUUCCGGGAUGACAGUCGUCUGCUGUACCAGUUCACACUGGAUUUCUCAAAGCGGCGUCAACUAUCAGAAGUAUUCAAUUACGUGCCACAUAACCGGAAGCGGGACGACAGGCAGACGAACACCACUGCUAAAGACAGACAAUUUCAGUUUCAUACGCCUAAAUCAUCACCAACACAUUCGCCAGAAAGAAGUCGUAGAAGACAUUCGAUUGGCGGCAAUUCGGAUUUCUUGGUAGUGGAAGGCGACAACAAAGGUACCCUGGGUAAUGCCGGAGACGACCGAUUAAGAAGUAUGUCGGGUGAUUCCGGAAAUGGAACGGAUUGCAGCGAAACCGGGUGUGAACAAUUUGGAACGACGCGAUCUGUACUCCUUCGUCAUGCAACAGUAGCCGAACUUGAGUCUCCUGACACUCCAUAUAUCAAACAAACUAUAAAAAUUCGAAGCGAUCCGGUUGGUUAUGGGUUCGUUAUACGUGGAAACAGUCCUAUCUAUGUUCAAGCAGUGGACCCGAUGGGUCCGGCAGCGGUUGCUGGUCUUAAGGUCCGUCAAUAUAUUUACUCAGUGAAUGGCGUUUACGUGUUGAGGAGUGAUCACAAAACUGUUGGUAAACUUAUCAUGCAGAGCGUUUCUCACGUCACACUUGUUAUCAUGACGCAUAAACGCGACGCUGGAAUGUAAUUCCGUUAAAAUAUUACGUAACAAUUAUGACGUCACGGCGGAAAGCAUAUAAAACGCUAUUGAAAAUAACGUUUUGGGAAUCAGUUGGUGGGUUAUUGUGCAAUAAAGGCAGAUUUACAUGUAUAUAAGCUAUUUAAUACACAGACAAACAUGAAUGCCUUAUAAUCAUGAACAAUCACAAGAAACAUUUUUCAAGUGAUUUGGAGCAAUUAUGUCAGAGGAAAAUAGGCCUCUUACCAUGCGCUUGUUUUUAGUGUCCCUUAAAUACUGUAACAAUAUGAUAUAGGCAAUUGUCGGGUGAGGCAUCCGCCACCCACCCCUAAAUAACCGAAGAGAUGAAUUGAAUUAUCUUGGUUUACAAAUGUGUGCUACUUUAUGGCAAGGUGUGUUACAUGUGUAAGGUAUAGAGAAGAAAAUAUAAACUGAUUGUUCCCUUUAUUUCUCUGAAUAUGCUCGAAAUGUUGUCUGCUGAAAUUUGUUCAUUAUGUGUAAAACUACAUGUACAUUGUUGAUCUCAUUGUUUUAUAUCA